GACCACUCGAGGACACAAUUUAGUCAGAGCACCUCUCAAUCUCUCCCUCCUACUCUCCUUCACCACCCUUAGACAUAUCAUAGACACAAUCAAAAUGUCCUCGCCCAACGGCAAGGUCUUCUCCAUCCUCGGAAAGAACAUCAAGGCAAACUCCAAGGCCGACCUCGAGCCCUUCCUCACCGAGCUCGCAGAACUCGCCGAUGUCGAGGAGGUCCACUUUGGUGGCAACUCGCUGGGUGUUGAGGCCUGUGAGGCCAUUGCCGAGGUCCUCAAGGACAAGAAGGGUCUGAAGAUCGUCGACCUCGCCGACAUCUUCACUGGCCGCCUCAUCUCCGAGAUCCCCCAGGCACUCUCGGCGCUCUGCAACGCCCUCAUCGACCACAAGGACCUUGUCGUCCUCGACCUCUCGGACAAUGCGUUCGGCGGCCGCUGCGCCGACGCCAUGGUUCCCUUCCUCUCGCAGAACCACUACUUCAACGGCAUCAAGCUCAACAACACUGGUCUCGGCGUGUGGGGCGGCACUGUUGUCGCCGAUGCCCUCCUCAAGAACGCCAAGGACGGCGAGGCCAAGGGCCUGAAGAGCGCUCUCCGUGUCGUUGUCUGUGGCCGCUCGCGUCUCGAGAACGGUUCGGCCCCUCACUGGGCCGCUGCGUUCGCCGCCCACGGCGGCCUCGUCGAGGUCCGCAUGCCCCAGAACGGUAUCCGCAUGGAGGGCAUCGAGCAGAUCGCCCAGGGACUGUCCAAGAACCCCAACCUUGAGAUCCUCGACCUCCAGGACAACACUGCCACGCGCUCGGGAACCCGCGCGAUCGUCAAGGUCCUCCCUCAGUGGCCCGGCCUCCGCUCCCUCAACCUCUCCGACUGCCUGCUCGGCAAGGCCGGAGGUAUCGCGCUCGCUACUGCGCUCCAGAACGGCUCCAACCCCAAGCUUGAGAGCCUCAAGCUCCAGUACGGCGAGUUCGACAAGCGCACGUUUGAGAUCCUCGCCGUCGCCAUCUCGCAGCACCUCAAGGACCUCAAGGAGCUCGAGCUGAACGGCAACCAGGCCGACCCUGAUGACGAGUGCAUCGAGGAGGUGCGCAAGGCCCUCGCUCUCCACGGCAACGAGGAUGCCCUUGACGACUUGGACGACAUGGAGGAGCCCGAGUCGGGCGACGAGGACGAGUCGGAGGAGGAGGAAGAGGAGGCCGAGGCCGAGGACACGCCCGAGGCCCAGGCCGGGGAGGACGACGGUGUCGCCGCUGGCGUUUCGGACGGCGGUGCGCUCAAGGCGGACACUGACGCGGAUGACCUCGCCGACGUCCUUGCUGGCGUCAAAAUCACCAACAAGUAAUGACCGCCCCUUUCAUCUGGGCACGCGACCCAGGCAUUUUCCGCGUCGUGCAUGAUCAGGCGAGAUGUAGAUAGGCAGAAGCACAGCAUGUUAUGAUCUUUUAAUCGGG
This is a messenger RNA of Vanrija pseudolonga, 1442 nucleotides long. RefSeq names its product Ran GTPase-activating protein 1 (gene rna1). The transcript is spliced from 4 exons. Gene Ontology annotation, cellular component: nucleus; perinuclear region of cytoplasm; cytosol. Gene Ontology annotation, molecular function: small GTPase binding; GTPase activator activity. Gene Ontology annotation, biological process: activation of GTPase activity; nucleocytoplasmic transport. The coding region runs from base 95 to 1333 and encodes 412 amino acids. NCBI's taxonomy places the organism in Eukaryota, Fungi, Basidiomycota, Tremellomycetes, Trichosporonales, Trichosporonaceae. The record is from RefSeq and is a predicted model, not a curated record.